AUGGCGUCUUCUUCAACUUCAUCCAAUCAAAAGAGCUUUAAGUAUCAUGUGUUCUUGAGCUUUAGAGGAGAAGACACGCGUAAGACCUUUGUUGAUCAUCUUUACGUUUCUCUUAAGCAACUAGGUAUUCACACCUUCAGGGAUAACGAGGAACUGGAGAAAGGAAAAAGGAUCGAUGAGCUCUUCAAAGCCAUUGAAGAGUCAAGGUUCUUUAUAAUUGUUUUCUCCCAAAACUAUGCAUCUUCUUCUUGGUGCCUGAAGGAACUUGCGAAGAUUAUGGAGUGUCAAGAUGAAAAUGAGCAGAUUGCUUACCCGCUCUUUUAUGAUGUGGAGCCCAGCGACAUCCGCAAACGAAGUGGGCCAGUUGAAGAAGCCAUUGCCAAACAUAAGACUAACGAACAGAUUACGAAAUGGGAAAAGGCUCUGGAAAGUGCAGGGAAUCUGGUUGGGUGGAAUCUAAAAAACAUUGCUGAUGGGCAUGAAGCUGAAGCCAUAAAAAAAAUUGUUAAAGAAAUUUCACUCAAGUUACGAUCCAUUCAUUUGAGCAAUGAUGAAAAUGUAAUAGGCAUGGACCACCGCAUGCAAGAUCUUGAGUCGUCUUUGGGGAUCGGUUUGAACGAUAAAGCGCGCAUGAUAGGGAUCAAGGGGAUGGGAGGCAUUGGGAAGACAACUUUGGCCAGAGCUAUUUUUGAUAACUUAGCUUCCCAUUUUGAAGGUAGUUUCUUUGCUGAUGACGUAAGGGAAAUUUCAAAAAAGGAAGGUUUGCGGUCAUUGCAAGAACGAAUCCUUUCAGGCGUUCUAAAAGAUGAAAACAUGCGUGUGGGGAGUGUUCAUGAUGGGAAAGAACUCAUGAGAAUGAGGCUACCCUAUAAAAAAGUCCUUCUUGUUCUAGACGAUGUGGAUGACGAAGAGCAGCUUGAGGCGUUAGCUGGUGAUUGGUUUAAGGAUGGAAGUAGAAUAAUCAUAACAACAAGAGACGAGAAAGUGCUGCUAGCACACGGAGUAGAUACAAAAUGGAUUCAUGAUGUCGGCUUCUUGUCGGAUGAGGAAGCAAUGAGCCUGUUUAGUAGGUAUGCAUUUAAGAGAUACAUUCCAGAUGAAGGGUAUGAAAAGCUUUCAUCAGAAGUAGUACGUUAUGCUGCUGGUCUUCCCUUAACGAUUAAAGUUUUGGGUUCACAUCUGCGUGGUGAAAAUGAGCUAGUGUGGAGAGGUGCACUAAAAAGACUAGAAACAAUUCCAUCUCGGAAAAUUAUAGAGGUGUUGGAAAUAAGCUAUAACAGCCUAGAGGAUGAUCACAAGGAAAUGUUCUUAGAUGUUGCAUGCUUCUUGAGGGGGUUUCCUAAAGAGUAUGUAGUUAGAGUCCUUGAUAGCUGUGGAUUUAGUGCCGCAUAUGGUUUAAGAAUUCUUGAGCAAAAAUGUCUCAUAACAAUUUUAAAUGAUGACUCGAGUAGAUUGGGUAUGCAUGAUAGACUAGUAGAAUUGGGACAGAAUAUUGUUCGGCGAUCACACCCCGAUGACCCCAACAAACACAGCCGACUCUGGAUUCGCGAGGAAAUUGAAAAACUAUUCACCGAUGAUUCGGGUACUGAAGCAUCAACAUGUAUAGGACUGGAGCUGGUGUGGAAGGAACUGAGUCCUGAAAUUAUCAUCAAAAGCCUUGGAAACAUGAAGAAACUUAGAUAUCUUUGUCUUGGUGGGAAGCAUGAUGACUGUUUCCCUAGGGACUGGAAGUUUGAUAAAACAAAACAGUACUUACCGAAUUCGUUACAGUUUUUGUAUUGGAAUGUUUACCCUGGUUUGUCUUUACCCCCAACAUUUCGAGCAAAUCAUCUUGUUGGACUUGAACUGGUUGGAAGCAAAAUCGUGCAACUUUGGGAAAGCGGAGAAAGAAAGGUUCUUAAGAAGCUCAGAUUCCUCGACCUGAGAGAUUCCAAGUUGAGGACCCUUGACCUUGAGAUGACUCCGAAUCUUGAGAGGUUAAUUCUUAUUGGAUGUCAUGAUUUGACAGAGAUUCAUGCGCCCAUUGGAUGUCUAGAUAGGCUUGCUCUCGUAAAUUUAAUUGGUUGCUCAUGGUCUGUAUCUUUUUCUUUGCUUAAAAAGUUGGAAUCACUUGUGCUUCUAAGUAUACCUGAGUUAUCUGUGGCUGCGAAGUGCUUGGAGGAAUUCCCAAGGGACACCACAAACAAUCUACCAAUGCUGCGGUUUGCAUUCCACUAUUGUAAAGAACAAACCUUGUCAACCGGAAUUGAUUCUAAGGCUGUCGUUCUAGAUCUCCAACCUUGCACAAAACUUGAGAGUGUUUCAGGAAGCAUUUGUGGUUUACAACAUCUAAGACGCCUUAGAUUCUAUGGCUUUAUUCCAGAGUUGCCUAAUGACCUUGACCUGUUGAAAUGCUUAGAACAGCUCAAUUUGGUGUCUACACACAUCAAAUUUCUUCCUGAUAGUGUUUGUAUGUUGAAACACCUAAAAUCUCUCACACUUAAAGAUUGUUGGUAUCUUGAAGAGUUACCGGAGAAUCUUGGUUGGUUAAAAAAUUUAGAGGAGUUGAGUUUGUUGUCUGCAAGUAUUCGAUGUCUUCCAGAUAGCAUUUGCAUGCUGAUUCAUCUGAAAUCUCUAAUACUUGAAUCUUGUGUGCUCCUUGAGAAGUUACCCGAGGAUAUUGGGCAAUUAGAAUGUUUAGAGGUGCUGAACCUGACCAAGUGUGUAUCUUUAGGAGAUAUUCCAAACAGCAUAUGUAACUUGAAAUGUUUGAGAUUUCUCUUUCUUGGCUUUUGUAGUAAACUUGAGAAAUUGCCUAAGGAUUUUGGAAAUCUAGGACUUUUAGAAGGUUUAGAUAUAUCGUUAACACGAAUAAGUCGUCUUCCACACAGUAUGUCUUCGAUGACUGGUGUGGUUAUUUUUGGAUCCACAUCACUUCUUGAAGGGAAAAUGACUUAAAAGCACAACGAAGUUUCCAAACCAUUCAAAAAACCUCAAUCAUGUUUUGUCUGUUCAAAAAAACCCAACGAACUUAACCUUUUGUCUAAAAAGUCCAACAAAGUUUCAAACCGUUCAGAAAAUUCCAAUUUUGUUUUGCUUAAGUUGUUGG
This is a messenger RNA of Lactuca saligna, 3088 nucleotides long. The record is from the annotation of a GenBank genome assembly. NCBI's taxonomy places the organism in Eukaryota, Viridiplantae, Streptophyta, Magnoliopsida, Asterales, Asteraceae.